Moneuplotes crassus is the source of this 1545-nucleotide messenger RNA. NCBI's taxonomy places the organism in Eukaryota, Ciliophora, Spirotrichea, Euplotida, Euplotidae. The record is from the annotation of a GenBank genome assembly.
AUGGACAAUCGGAAACAUAUCUGGAAAUUGCUACAACCCUUAGAGGGAGUGACGAUAAACCAGACUUUUGAUAACACAAUCACAAAUUUUGAUACAGAUAGUUUGAGAAGGAAAAAGAAUACAAAGAAUUUUAUGCUAAAUCGACAAACUACUAAUAGAAUUAACAGAAUGAAUUCAAAUGAGCAUACAAUGUAUCCUAAGGAGAAGGAUUAUUCCCAACAAAGGGUUUACAUUCACCGAGAAACUUCAGAAACUUCUGAUCCUGCUAAUACUAUGAAUAUUAUAAUAGAAGAUGUUGAGAAGAUGAACCCUACCGUUGAUUAUGACACCUUGAUGGGGAAGAGCAAGGAUAUUAAGACUAAGCAGUUUAGCAAACUGCUCAACACGACUCAAAAAUUUGUGAACAUAAAGAAGUUGAAGAAUAGCUCUGAUUAUAUUCUUAAAAAUACUCCUUUACCUAAACUGAAGUUGAAAAGGAAAAACUGUAUGAAUCUCGACACAUUAUCUUCUGAUGACUCUCUCAACGAGGUCCUUAUUGACUACAAGGUCGAUCCUACUGAAUCUAAGGAGAAGAAGACUAAUAGAGCUUUGAAGAAUUUGGUGAGGCAGACUACAACAAAAGUGUUAAAUUCAUUCAAAUCUAACCUCAGCUUAAGCAAACUUUCAACUAAAUAAAUCUGAUUUCCAGUCAGGUCUUUCUUUUGAUGACCGAAGAAAGAACAUCAAUAUUAAUUUUAGUAGGAACUAUCAGGAAAUUUCGGAUGAAGAGAGAAGUAGAUAUCCUGUGAAGUCUUCUCUGUAUCAUAAAUAAGCCAAAAGUAAUUACUAACACAAAGUGCUUGAGAUCUCCAAAGCGCAUACAUAAAUCUCCAUCUUCAGAGGACUCUCAUGUAUCUAUGGCUAAUCCAAUUAAGAAGCCAGCAGGAAAGAGUUUCAGGUCAAAUUUGGCUAAGAAAACUAUCAGAAAGAAUCAGAUACAGAUGGCCCCACAACAGCAAACAGGCUAUUGUGUUGUUUGAAAGAGUCUUCCAGGUUCUAUCAAAGGAAGGAAGUCUUUCAGGAAAAAUGGCGCAACUAGCAACCGUUGCACUUUUUGCUCUUCUAUAAAAUCUUAUGAGAUUGAAGGCGAUAACCUUAAGCAAAAUUUAUCCCAAGAUUUUCAGAUAAAUACUUUUUAUGGGAAAUAAGGUGACUGAGCUGAACGAUAUUCUGCCACUGAUUAAUCUAAGAGCAAAGCCAGGAAUGACAAAUAAGAGCAUUGAGAAAAGGGUAACUACCAAGUCAAAAGAUAAGCAAGAAUUGUCACAGAAGAAUGCCUUACUUGGUAAAAAGGGAAACCAGAAAUCAGCACGAAAGAGCUCAAAGGGUGAUAAAGAGGAGGAAAACAAGUUUGAACAAAUUGAUAGGGAAAAUAGAAUUAGAAAUAUAUUGGAGAAGGAGAUUAGUAAGGCAAGACCCCCAGUUGAAUACUGGAGAGCAAAUUUUGGUGAUAAGUUACUGUGAUUUGAGAAUAUGGACAAAUUGGAUCUUAAUUUAGAAUUGUAA